AUGGCGGAUUUUGAUGCUAUAUAUGAGGAAGAAGAAGAAAAUGAUGAGCCGAUGGAUGAUCCCUACGUUAAAAUGGUACCUGAUCCCGUUGUCGUGAGGGGGGCUGGAAACAUGACUGUAUUUGGGUUAAGCAAUAGAUUCGAUUCAGAAUUUCCUACUGGUUUAGUAUCGAGGGUGGCACCUGAAGAAUUUCAAGCUACCAUAAUGAGAAUAAAUAGUAUUCUUAAAAAAACACUUCCAGUAAAUGUUAAAUGGUUAUUUUGCGGUUGCAUUUGCUGUUGUUGUACAUUAGGUUGUUCUCUAUGGCCUGUUAUAUGUCUUAGCAAAAGAACUCAACACUCUUUAGAUAAAUUAUUAGAAUGGGAAAAUAAUCAUUUGUAUCAUAAAUUAGGACUUCAUUGGAGGUUGGCUAAACAAAGAUGCGAUUCAUCAUCAAUGAUGGAAUAUGUUCUCCUAAUUGAAUUUAUACCUAAAUUACCAAUUUAUCGGCCUGAUUAA
Messenger RNA from Pediculus humanus corporis (human body louse), 498 nucleotides. RefSeq names its product Cysteine-rich hydrophobic domain 2 protein, putative. The record is from RefSeq and is a predicted model, not a curated record. Lineage: Eukaryota; Metazoa; Arthropoda; Insecta; Psocodea; Pediculidae. Bases 1 to 498 code for a protein of 165 amino acids. The transcript is spliced from 4 exons.